This is a messenger RNA of Ricinus communis (castor bean), 1271 nucleotides long. RefSeq names its product SKP1-like protein 1. NCBI's taxonomy places the organism in Eukaryota, Viridiplantae, Streptophyta, Magnoliopsida, Malpighiales, Euphorbiaceae. Gene Ontology annotation, cellular component: cytoplasm; nucleus. The coding region runs from base 489 to 995 and encodes 168 amino acids. The record is from RefSeq and is a predicted model, not a curated record. Gene Ontology annotation, biological process: SCF-dependent proteasomal ubiquitin-dependent protein catabolic process. Gene Ontology annotation, molecular function: cullin family protein binding. The transcript has a single exon.
UAUAUUUUUUAAAAUAUAUAUUUUUAUUAUUAUCAAAACAUAUUAGCUACUGUAAAUAUUUAUACUAUAUUUUAAUUCAGAAUAUCAAAUAUAAAAUUAUAAAAAAUAAAACAAUAAAUGAAUCUCACUUGACUAGUUUGUAUUAUCUUAAAAAUUAAAUAAUAUCAUUUCAAUAUUAUUUAUGUAUAUCUUUUCUAUAAAAAAAAAAAAAAGACGUAUAAAGUUAAACAAAAAGUUUUAUCAUAAGAUUUGUAUAAACAAAAUUAAAAAAGAAAUCGUGAAAGUAAAAAUUUUAUUUAUAUAAAAAAAAAAACGGGGUAUCAAUUCUGAAAAGAAUUAGGAACCAAAUCUACUUAUGAAUUGGAUUUCCUGAUAUCUAAAUCCAACCUUAAAUUUUACUAUAUAUACACGCCCUAAGAUAAAACUAUCUAACCAACUUUUCAUUCAUUAAAACAAAACUGCUCUAACAUUCUCUUUGUGAAGAAAAUAUGGAAUCCAGCAAAACUAUUAUCACCCUUAAGACGUCGGACGAGGAGCUUUUCGAGGUGGAAAAAUCGGUGGCAAUGGAGAUGGUGACUGUGAAGAAUUUUUUUGACGAGGAUGAUGACGAUUCCUCCUCGAUGUCCAAAUUGACCAUAAUACCUGUUCCUGCGGUGUCUUCUGAGUCGCUCUCCAUGAUCAUCACCUACAUUGACAAACAUCUUCAACUGAAAGCCAUAGGUGCUGAUGAGGGAGCUAAAAAGGCCUAUGAUGCUAGAUUUAUGGAGCAGGCGAGCAAGCAUGGGCUACUACUGGAGUUAAUUUUGGCUGCUAAUUAUCUUGACGUCCAGUAUUUGCUGGACAAGCUGAAUGACGCAGUGGCUAAGCUUAUCGAGAACAAGAGUGUGGAGUUUGUACGUGAUUUCUUUGGGAUUCAGAAUGAUUUUACUUCCGAAGAAGAGGCAAAAAUACGCCAAGACCACAUCUGGGCUUUUAAGGAUGUCGAUAAAGACUAAACUAAUUUAAGUCUUACUAAUCUUCUUUUUUUUUUUCUUUAAAGUCUUGAUUCGUGUUUGUUAUGGAUUAGGUCAAAAGGAAGUUGACUUUGAUGAGAAUAAGAGUAGUACUACUACGUACUUUAUAUCUGAUUAAAGUUCUUUCCUAUUUAUUUCUUUUUCUUUUUACGAGUUACCCGAGCGUACUAAGAGAGGCAUCAAAACUAGCAUUCAGAGGUUUUUCCUAAUUCUUAAAUAUUAUUAUUUGAUUAUAAAACAUGUUAAUUAUUCUGCUAA